AUGUGUAGUACGCAUGCAUGGCAUGCUGUCGUGCGCGCAAGCGAAGCUCUAGAUGCGCUUAAAGAUGCGAUAUUUCUCGUUGAGGAACAAAGGCAAGCACACAUAGGCAUUUGGGAAGCGCGUACGGAGGCAAGUCCUGGACGGCUUUUACUGGCGCUGGACGAUGCGCGCGACAGGCUUGUCAAAGCACGAGACAGGGCAGAAGAGGCAUGCAACAUGCAGCCAGCUUCAGAGGAAACUUCUAAACUAUCAAAAAUGCGCGCAGAUAUCUAUGCUGAGUUCGUGCGCAUUCAUGCCGAGGCAUUGGAUCUCGAACUCACUCUAGAAAGUGAUCGUGCCCUUCUUGUGCUGUAUGACGUUUGCGUCCAAUGCGAACGGCACAUGUCGAACUUGGAAGCGACUUUCUCUCGCGACUCAGAAGAUUCAGAAGCCAUGCGCGUGAAAAAGCACCACACGAUUCACGCCUGUGAGAGACUCUUGGCCACGAUACGACAAUCCGCUCAGCCAAAUGAUUAUGUCAAGCCGCGAAUAUCACGGAUCGAGGAGCGGUGGGAUCGACUACGGCAACAAUUUGGCAUCAUGAACGAUUCUGACAUUGAUGCAACGGCAGCGGUAUUGGAUGCUUCGCUCUCGCUGUCAACGACCAAGCGACGUGCCUCGGAAUCCAAUGAUACUCGGAAACGUCGCUGGUCGUUUGGUACUCCUAGUCGGAUUCCCCGCACGCCUACAUCCAAAACAUAUUCACGCAUCCCGAGCUCGACGCAGCGAAUGCGCUCGAUACACUUUCAAAUGCCCGCCGACUCGCCGGAAACGCCGCGGUGGACAGAUGCGGUGGCUCGGCACGAGGCUUCGCCGAGUGUCGAGCAUGCUCGAGCACGAUCAGCUCUGGACCACCGUCCAUCGUCCUCGCAAGGAAGGCGCUUGCGCCGACGCGAAUCAAUGCUGCCGCGAAUCUCGCGCGAUGUACCAGCUGUACCGCCCUUACCCGCCUCGUUUGCGUCUCCUCAACCUGACAGUCACACACGAUUACGUGCGCAUCCUUCCAUGCCUACACUCUCUCCGCGCACACCCAGCACGACGGGGCGCGCUACACCUGGUGCAACGGGACGCAUGACGCCGAGUCGCUCGCACCGGUAUAUGCCAGAUGGCAAAGAUCCUCUGGAUAUUGCCGUGGCACGUCUCUGCAAUGUGCGUGGCAUUCGUAUCGAGCGUCUAGAUGAAAUGUGUCAUCAAGAUGGGGACUUGAUUCACAGGUACGCCAUGUUCUCCAAGACAGUAGCAUGUCGAUUACUCCGUAUGCACAAACCUGAGCAUCCUCGCGAUGUCGAUGCAAGUUAUGUACAAGUGCGUGUGGGCGGAGGUUGGUUAGAACUCGAUACUUGGCUUGAUGCGCGCAUCUAG
Molecule: messenger RNA, 1401 nt
Organism: Malassezia restricta
Lineage: Eukaryota; Fungi; Basidiomycota; Malasseziomycetes; Malasseziales; Malasseziaceae
Exons: 2
Coding region: 1-1401 (466 amino acids)
Molecular function (GO): microtubule binding
Source: RefSeq, a predicted model, not a curated record